ACGAGCUGGCGGGGGCGAAAGAUGGCGACGCCCCUCGGGUGGUCGCAGGGGGGGUCAGGAUCAGUGUGUCUCGCCUUCGAUCAACUGCGGGACGUGAUCGAAUCUCAGGAGGAACUGAUCCAUCAGCUGAGGAACGUGAUGGUCCUCCAGGAUGAAAAUUUUGUCAGUAAGGAAGAGUUCCAGGCAGUGGAGAAGAAGCUGGUGGAAGAGAAAGCUGCCCACGCCAAGACCAAGGUCCUCCUGGCCAAAGAAGAGGAGAAGUUGCAGUUUGCCCUCGGAGAGGUAGAGGUGCUAUCUAAACAGCUGGAGCAAGAGAAGCUGGCUUUUGAGAAGGCGCUCUCCAGUGUCAAGAGCAGAGCCCUGCAGGAAUCCAGCAAGAAGGACCAGCUCAUCACCAAGUGUAAUGAAAUUGAGUCUCACAUUAUAAAGCAAGAAGAUAUACUUAAUGGCAAAGAGAAUGAGAUUAAGGAGUUGCAGCAAGUUAUCAGCCAGCAGAAACAGAUCUUCAGGAAUCACAUGUCUGACUACCGGAUCCAGAAGCAGCAGGAGAACUACAUGGCCCAAGUGCUGGACCAGAAGCAUAAGAAAGCCUCAGGGACGCGUCAGGCCCGGAGCCACCAGCGUCCCAGGGAAAAAUAAAAUGGUCCUCACCUUCCGUUCACUGGCUGU
Messenger RNA from Odobenus rosmarus divergens (Pacific walrus), 669 nucleotides. It is a transcript of the gene SPATA24, whose product is annotated as spermatogenesis associated 24. The transcript has 6 exons. Gene Ontology annotation, molecular function: DNA binding. Gene Ontology annotation, cellular component: cytoplasm; nucleus. NCBI's taxonomy places the organism in Eukaryota, Metazoa, Chordata, Mammalia, Carnivora, Odobenidae. Bases 22 to 639 code for a protein of 205 amino acids. The record is from RefSeq and is a predicted model, not a curated record.